GGCACUUCUACCUGAAAGCGGAACGCUACCACUCGCGCGAGGCCAUGCGCGAGGCAGCUAUGCUCUACAUGGAGGAGAAGACCGACCCCGUGGACGCCGAGGGGAAUGACUCGGCCCCCAUGGGCGCGGAGCAGCGACCCCUCGCGCUGGACGCGAGGCACAAGCACGAGAGGGCCCUGCUGGACCUGCUGCUCGGCUGGAUGCCUCUGCCCGCCGCGUCUGGAGAACGGGCUGCUGAAGCGAGGCAAGGAGACGGCCUGCCGUUUGCGGCGGGCGGCCAGGUCAAGACGACGGGCUCGCAGCCCGCGAUGUUCACCACGGCGCGUGACAACCAGGUUACCGUGCACGAGUUCGAAGUUGUUUAUGAGAGCUGCGUACUCGUCGCGGUGAUCUUCUCAGCAGGCAACGUGACCAGCAGCGGCUGCAGUGCCGUUCUGGACGACGACGGCAGCUACGUUGAGGACAAAAGAGCGGCCAGCGGCUGGCUGUGCACAAGCGAAACAACAUCUAACGAGCUCGGGGUCGACAUCGUCGACCCCGACGUGCGCGGCGACAUGGGGGCCACGGCGCUGCCCGUCGAGAGCGAGGGGGUGAAGGAGGAGGAGCCGACCGCGAUGGUCGAGCUCGGUGAGGGCGAGCCGACCGACACUUACGGCUACACGGUGAG
Prorocentrum cordatum is the source of this 667-nucleotide messenger RNA. The record is from the annotation of a GenBank genome assembly. NCBI's taxonomy places the organism in Eukaryota, Dinophyceae, Prorocentrales, Prorocentraceae.